Symbiodinium natans is the source of this 1470-nucleotide messenger RNA. NCBI's taxonomy places the organism in Eukaryota, Dinophyceae, Suessiales, Symbiodiniaceae. The record is from the annotation of a GenBank genome assembly.
AUGUCGAUUAUCAAGGUGCCUGUUACGCUGAUAUCGUUGGCGGGUGAGCAGCCCUUUACCCUGACCUGGCCUACAUCUGUUCAAGCCGAUGACUAUGUGGCUCUUGCCCUGGGUCGUUCGCCAGAAGUGGGGGGAGUACGCUUCAAUCUGGAAAGGCCUAUAUCCGUGGAUGGCAGGGCGACGGCGAAGAACAUGCGGCUCGCAAGCUACAUGAAAGGACGUCUCAACGUUAAGGUGUGCCAUAUGGGUUGCGCAGACCGCGGAUUCGAGUGCCUUCCGCAAGUAUUCGUGAAAUUGGAGAACUUGCCUGGCAUGCUGCAUUCUGUGGCCUCGCAGGUGCUUUCGCUGAAGGAGUUGCUCAUGAUCGAGGAGGCUCCCUUUCAAAGCUCGGGUUCACAAGAUGUUGGCCUUUUCGUGAAUCAGGCUGAGGGCCGAAAGAUGUGGCAAGCGAAUUGCCGCACCUGGCGUUCUGCAUGGACUCGUGGCUUCCUGAGGAAUGUGGGGAUGCAUGUUCUCUGUGGCACCGUGGAGUGCUGGCAGCCUCGUGGGUGGGCACAGGCCUUGGCAGAAGCAUCUCCUUUACUUCGAGGCUUCCAUUUCCGUGGACGCCCCGGGGGGGAAUGGGCUCGGCCCAAGAUGCGUGAUGCAUACAAUUAUCUCCACAAGGUUUAUUCCAUGGGGGAGAUUGCGCGUGAGCAUGCCUACUCCUACAUACUGUCCUUCGACGACGAUGUGCUCUUGCCAGCAUCUACGAUUGCAUACCUGGCUAAUGCUGGCGAGUCGAGUCGAGCACAGGGCUGCGGUGUUGUGUCGCCACUACUUCAGAACGGCGUGCCGAUGACGGAGCUCUGGGCUGAGGAGUUUCUCACGCCUCACGAGAGGCGUCGUUUGUUUGAGUGUUUUGAAGGCAGUCAGAUACGAGGUCCAUGUGACGCAAGGCAUGAGGUGGUCGAGGCUCUCUUACCAAAAGGCUGGGAUGGGCCAACCUACUACAGGACCUUGGCUGCCUAUGCCAAGGGCAAGGAGACAGGACCUCUGAAUUAUCGAUUGGUUGGACACCCUGUGCGCUUCAAUAACACUUGUGGUGCGUUAGCCCUUGGGCUCGCCUUGGAGCAUGUUCCACACGAGUGGCUGCGAUGGCGCAGCGAUCAUGCUUUGAUUGUGGACAGAGAACGCAGAUACCCUUACUUGUCCAACAAUGCUUUCCUCAUGGCCGCGCCAUUGUACAUGGACGUCUUGACGAGAUUGGAGAUGAGAUGGGGCAAUGCAACGGGGCAUUUCGGACAGCCAAGACAUACAUGCGAGGAGCAGCUGGUGAACAAGGUUACAAAGUUACAUGGCCUGUAUCUAUGCUUUGUCAGUGGAUCCUUUGGCAUCCACCCAGCCUACAACACUCAAGCCGGCAAGGAGUUUUGGGAAGACUGGGCUGUGCAACGCGUUCUGGAAACCCUCAAGUCUCACCGGUUGUAG